GAGAGAGAGAGAGAGAGAGAGAGACUCAAUACAUCUCGGAGGAAAAUAUCUCAUGGGCACACGAAAAGAAAAUGUCGCAAAUGUUUGAGCGGAUAUUUGUCAUUCUGGUCAUCUUUCAAUAUACACAUCAACAGCCAAGCGCUGACUUUUAUGAAGAGAAGGCGACGGUGCAUUUAAAAUGUGAACCACCGAGCAAGGGGAAUAUUAUUAACUGGAUCCGAAUACGGGAGGACAAAAUUGAGUUUAUAGCAUCAUUUACUACAACGGGCGAAGCAAAGACGAAUCCCUACGCCAGUUUGUUCAGCGCUGAAAAGAUCAAUCAGAACAUCUUAACUCUGAAAGAGUUCCAGAAGGCACGAGACAGCGGAAUUUACAGUUGUGCUUCAUUCAACAAAAAUGCGUUGCAUUUCGGGAAGUCGACUCGCAUCCAGGGAAAGCAAGAAGCGAGACCAACGAUAAAGACUACGGCAGCAGCCACCGCCGCAUUACCAAGGCCCAGAGACAUCACCUGCUCCUCCGUUCCCUGCACGUGCCAGACCCCCGCGGUUACCAAGGUGUUGCACCCCAACAUAAAAUGUGAGCUGAUGAUUUUUGCCCCUCUGGUUGGUGGUUGUGGUGUACUCAUCCUCAUCCUCAUCAUCACCAUCUGUUACUGCAACCGAAUAAGAACGAAGCGAUGCCCCCACCAUUAUAAAAGAACGCCGAGGAAUCCCACACCAGUGCGCCAAGCCACGCCGGACAGAUACGUCUAAACCAGAGCAGUGCUGAUGAUCGAGCUUCUUGGAAACAGAAGGCCCACCUAAAGCGGCUCGUCACUGAUACUGCCCACGACUCCGCUGUAUGCGCAGACAGCCACUGGCAUCCAGAGCGGAUGCAGCGCAGAUGAUUGUCAACGGCAAACGAAUAAUAGUGUUCCCCUAAUUCCAUCAAUAUUAAAAAAAAAAUUAUUAUAGGCUAGCCUACACAACGGAAGUUUUGAACUGAUGCCGGUGAAUACAAAAUGUAAAAAUUAACUUACCGGGAGAAAUGUACGUGUAAGCUGCACUAAUUUAACCAUUGAUCAGUCUUCAAUCAUUAAUCAGUCAUUUGCAGUGUAGUAGGCUACUUGUUCAUAUUUGCUAGCCUUUUGCUUUCCUUUGCAUCAUCAAUAGCCUUUCAGUUAAAACCAGUAAAAACUAGGCAUAACAUAUUUGUCAGAAUUUACCGAUACCACCAAAUCUUUUUUUACACAUGCAUACAUUUUUAAACCGUUAAUCUUAGAUAGUUCCUAUGCCAAUCAUACGGCUCGAUAUUUAGGUUAGGCUACACUGUGCGGGUUUGUAGGCUGCUUCAACAUCUUUUAAAAAUAUAAGUUGAUCAAAAUUUAUCAUGUGACCCUGAACAUUCUGUAUACUGUAUAAUAGCUACAAUGAUUUAUGUGGAAUUUAUUUUCAUGCGGUCAAUAAAAGGAAAAUGACUAAUCGC
Molecule: messenger RNA, 1464 nt
Organism: Anguilla anguilla (European eel)
Lineage: Eukaryota; Metazoa; Chordata; Actinopteri; Anguilliformes; Anguillidae
Gene: cd8a
Product: CD8a molecule
Exons: 7
Coding region: 72-752 (226 amino acids)
Source: RefSeq, a predicted model, not a curated record